This is a messenger RNA of Temnothorax curvispinosus, 9947 nucleotides long. RefSeq lists its product as uncharacterized. Bases 976 to 2052 code for a protein of 358 amino acids. The record is from RefSeq and is a predicted model, not a curated record. The transcript is spliced from 5 exons. Lineage: Eukaryota; Metazoa; Arthropoda; Insecta; Hymenoptera; Formicidae.
GACGCGGCAGCACGUUGCGUUGGGGGUUUCAAUACGCAGCUUUGAUCGCGAUUUCAGUGUACAUUCUCACCUUCUCUCUCUCUCUUUUUCUCUCUUUAUCGUUCUCUCUCUGUUCACCCGUCAAAUAUCUAUCUCUCCGUCUCUCUUUCUCGUUCUCCACUACUGUCACCCGACAUUCCCCCCUCCCCCCGCAACCCUCUCAAGGGUUCACGGCGAGACCCGCCCACCCGCGCGCGAGUGACUUUCCUCUUCCCCCCUCUCCUUCUUCGGCGUUGAUUCCCACCCCCCCUCUUCUCUGUCACGGAGGACAACAGCGUUGCAACGCGAGCAGUCGCGUUCGCCGAAAUCGCAAAAUUGGGAGCGCUUUUCGAGAUCGAGAGCCGCGAGCACGAGAAGGGCUAGCCUUUCCGGCCCUUUUUUUCUUUUCUCUGUUCUCUUUCUCACGGUCUUACCGCGCGUAGCGCCCCGUUCGACCAGGGCACGACGAGAGAGACCUGUCGCCGUUAUGGGGGAGGACCUGCCCUCCGGAGACGCCCGGCGCGGUUAGUUCUAGGUGGAACCGAGCGAGUUCGCGAAGGCGCGCCAGGUGUAGCGCCACUCGCGCGGCGGUUGCAAGUGACGGUUUCGGCGUUUUGUUUUGACAGUGGCCAACCUGUCACCCGUUUGUCGGGAUCGGAGUAUCGGAGGCAGUAACUGAGUUGUUUUCGUGUGCCCUGCAGCGCGCUGGAACAGCUCGCAAACGUGGCAACCGUAGUGUGCGCUCCCGUGUGUGUUUCGUUUGGAUUGUGUGACUGUGUCGGUCCGUGACGAUCGUGCCGCGGAGCGCCCGGCGCCCUGUCAAAUUUCUCUGCCGCGUCAACCCUGGUCCCCGAGUGAUUAAAGGAUUACGCGGAGGAGGUCCUCGAGAUUGUGCGCCAGUGACGUUGCAUCUCGGAGCAACCUGAUCGAGGGAAGGAUUUUAAACAGUGAUCAGUUAUGGCCGUGAUGGGGACGACGUCGGUAUUUCGACUGGACGGCGGCGGUGGUGGCGGCGGCGGCGGCAGCGGCGGCGACGAUCGCGGCAGAAGAUCACGUCGAUGCAAUCCUCGGGCGAGCAGGAUGAGGACCGGCGGUCGCCGAGCGUCGAAGGGGUCAUCCGGUGUCAAAUGUGGAUCGGUUGCGGCGAAGCGCGGUGGUUCCGGAAAGUUUCUUCUGGUUGGCGCUGUCCUGGCCAUACAAUUCGUCGGUGCGGCAGCAUUAACCAGCAAGGCGGGCAGCGAUAUCAAAGUGGAGUUUAAGAUGCCAAAAGAAGCUGUGGUGGGUUCCUCGAUCGAGGUGAGGUGCGAAUGGCGAUUACUGGGUGGAAGUAACCUUUACUCAGUUAAAUGGUACAAGGAUGACCACGAGUUCUUCCGAUAUCUGCCGGAUAGCAGCCAGAGGACCCAGAUAUUCCCCCGGCCUGGUGUAAAAGUCGAGACACGACCGAACGGCGAACAAAGAUGGAUAAGAUUGAAGGACCUCGCCUUGCAGAGCUCCGGCCAAUACAAAUGCGAAGUCUCCACCGAGGCGCCGUCUUUCGCCACCACUUAUCAGACGGCCAAUCUAACGGUGAUAUCGCUUCCGGAGAGGGGACCGGAAAUCACAGGCCUGUCCUCGCACUACGCCGUCGGCGAGAACGUGACUGCCAACUGCAGUGCCUGGCCGUCCGUGCCUAAGGCCAAUCUACGUUGGACCAUCAACGGCGAACCGGUACCACUCGAGAACAUUGUCCAGCACCCGCCGUUGUCGCCCACGAGCAACGGAGACAUUCCCAACAGCCUGGGGCUGCGAUUGAUGAUCGAGCCUCGGCAUUUCACGAUGGGACCGAUCCAAGGACAGAUCAAGAUCAAAUGCAUCGCCGAAGUCGGCUCGCGCGUAUUCGAUUUCGAGCGUAAGGUGUUGAAGGCAUACGUAAACAACCAGAGGCUCAGCGCCGGCGAUAUAUAUGUACACGCGGCUGCACACAGCAUCCGCGCCGGCAUCCUCGCUCCACUGCUGACGGCGAUCCUCGCGCUCGUUUUGCUCACAACGUGACCUAUCGGCCUCCUCGCGUGAGUCGGCCUCCUCGCAUGGGAAUUACGUUGUGGCGCGCGCUCCAGAAACGCGCGACAGGUUCAGUGUCAGUUGUCCGAUCCUUAAAUAUAAAGUUAGGCUUAGCGAUUAAGCGACGAUAGGCGAAUCAUCGGUCGAUCAGCUCGCUCUCGGUCCAACCACGUUUUCACGUUCAGCGAUGCAUUACUGUCAUAUUUUCUUGUCAACAGAUUGCUCAGAAAACCUUAAAAGGCACGUGAGAAAAUCUCGUUGAGAUAAGACGAUCGUAUAUAGCGAUUAUAAAAGAAUAAAUUUCUGUUAAUUAUUAUGACGCAUUAAUUAUUUAGUUAUGUUAAUUAUUAUAUCUUAUUUUAUUGUCAUGUAAAAAUUAUUAUAUCUCUUUUUAGUAUACAUAUACACUUCAUAUGAAGAGUGAAGGGAUCGUUUUGGGGUCAAUAUUAUCGUGUAGUAAUUUUGAUAGGAAAUGAUUAGACAAACGCACCUUCGCAUAUUUAAGAAAUUUUUUAGAUCAGUAUUUCCCGUGUUAGACAAAUACUUAUUUGAAAAUUUCCCCGUAAUUUUCAUGGAGGUUUCUCUCUUCCUUUCUCUUUUUCUCUUUCUAUCUCCCUUCGAUUUCUCCUUAUCAUAUUUAACCCCUAAUCUUUUUAACGAGUUCCAGAUCCGGGAGACUCUUUAAAGUUCCCUUCGAUUUCGGCUCGCAAUCAUUAACUUCUCAUUGAAGUUUCAAGAUUUUACGGUUAAAUGUAAAUGUCACGAGUCAGAUAGCCCGGUCAUAAAAUUGUUAAAUAGUAAUGAAAAAUUUACAAUUUUUAACCUCGUAUUCUCUUAAAUUUGUUAAGAUUUCAAGCUUUUUCGACGUUUAAAUAAAGUUUAAUGUAAAUUUGGAAGGUCGUGCUUAAUCCGCGUUUCACUGUAUUCUCGUAAUAAAGUCCGUUCUAUUUUAAACUCCGACAAUUACCGUCGUGGGGUUUAGACAGAACUAGCCGUACUUCAUAUAGCAUGCAUGUCGUACCGCGGAGAUAUAAAUUCUGGCGUAGCGCGCGUGCAAAUUCCGUUUUACGACACGCAUGAGAUUAACUACCGAAACGCGUAUAAGUCACUACACCACGGCGAAAUGCGAAUUACGUAUAAAUCGAUAAAUGGAUUUGCCGUACCGGCAUCAACAAAACGAGAUUAAUAAUUCAGAUAUCUCACGUUGCAAAAUUGCAAAUGCGCGGUUGCACAGUUAUAUAGGUACAAAUAAUAACUUUAUUGAAAGAGAGGCUCCCUUACAGGAUUGCGUAAAAGUUUAAACUCGUGAUUAUUUCGACAAAAACAAUUUGCAUCCAACCUGAAUAAUGACUAAAUAACGUUGAAAAUCCAACCCAAAGCGAUACAUUCACGUCGUCGUAAUGAAAACACAUAAUGUUGAAUCCAAAAUUAGUAUACUAAUAUUAUAUUACAGCGCAGCAUUCGUUCAACGGAAAUUUCCAAUUAACAAUUCAACUUUCGUAUGUUUCCCCCAUUCUUUUUUCAAAUAUCGUCACGCAAUAUGGCAUUCUGUCCGCGAAUAAAUUUUAACGCAUGAUUAUUGUUUCAUCGUAAAAUUGCAUAGAAUUUUUCAUAAACGCACAAUUCGACGAAAUAUUUGGCGAUCUUUGGACGCGUCAUCACGUACGAUCGUCCGACGAAUCCGACAGAUUUUCACUUUGCCGGGUGCAACCGUUUCACGUGUUUCGCUGCCUGACAACAAAGGGCGUGUGGUCACGAGAAGCGAGCACGGACGUACGAAGAAAAGAAGAAAAUCCUGAAAGAGAGAGAGGAUUCCGCGAGAGGCGGUGACCAUUCGACCGCUCUUCGGAGAAGACGCUAUAAAAAGAGACGAGGAAGCGUGACAGGAAAGUAAGAGAGUGCGCGUGAGAGCAGGUGUGAGACAGAGAAAGUGAAACGAAGUUGAAUCGUGCAGCCGCAAAGAGGAAAAAAAAUGCAGGGCAAGCAGGGAGAAACGUUAUGUGUGACCGAAGUGGAGACGCGAAGUUUGACUUCAAGAAUGAAAGUAGGUGUGAUAUUAUAGUAUCUAAGGUGCGACUCGUCGGUCUUCCAAAGUGGCCACUCCCGUCUUUGAUUCUUUGCCUUGAAAAUAUUUAACUACCGUACAAGUUUUCUAUCGUUGAGUAAUUAUUUUCUUGAGCGAAAUUUGCGCGAUAAACGCACGAAUUUAUGAUGUUAUAUUCUAAGAGAUAUACACUUUUUCGCCUCAUUCAAAAUUUGUACAAAUUUCAAUGAUAGGAUGAGUCGAGACGGCGCAUUUAAAUUUUAUUUGAAUUAUCGAAUCAAUUCUAUUCACAGACAUAGGAUCAUUUUUCGCUUGAUGCAACACGCAAAGUUGCAAAUUACCGAAGAUGGCCAACUUUCGAAGAAAGCGAGUGACUAACGGAAAUAAAUGAAAGCGUGCUUUAGUGAAAACAAGAGGAUGAACGCGACUGGCCUCGCCGCACAUAUCACAUCACCGACACACGUUACCAUGUGCUUAACACACACAAAUACAUCACACAACCCAUACACAUUACCAAUGCGCGCAUGAGCGCACGUACGUCUGGAUUAAGAGAUGGAAGGAGCUGCCAUCUCCCCCGCAGGGUGCGCAGGAUACACAUAUAUCACGAGACGGUUUCCUUUUGAUCGCUAUCGCUCAUCGACUCGAGCAUUAUUUAUUGGCUGUAAUAAUUUACGAGUUCACGAGAGGGACACGCUCUGCAACGCGCAUAAAUGUCGCUUCCGGUAUUCGGCGAUAUUCGGCUGAAUUUUUGUGCCUGUAUGUGUGUAUGCGUAACAUUUGCCUGGAUCCAUUCGCGGAAAAUUACGGCGUACGUAUUUAAAAGCCAUUCCCAAAGUGCCAACUGCCAAGAACACUCUCCUUACGUAUAAUUUUUCCGAUUGGAUAUAUUUAUGCGCGCGAUAUGAGAGAAUCGUUAGAAAUGACGAUAAACAGCAGUUUAUCGUGUCUAUUAUUACUUAAGAUCUGUUAGAUAAUAAAAUCCUAGUCGUUUAAGGUAAUCCUAUUAAGUAUCAAAGUUUGAUUACGAAAGAAUGAUAAACUUAGCAAAGUAUUUCGAUGAAACGAGAAUCGUAUAAAAUUCACUUCCAUGAUUUUAAAUAUAUGCAUACGUACUUCACUUUAAAAUAUUUCUUCUAUUCUUUAACAUUUAAAUAUUCGGUUUUACAAGGCUACAUUUUGACACAGCUAAAAUUUCCGGAGAAUAAUUUUAUUCUUGUGAGUCAAGCAAGAUACGGAUUUAUCACGUAGCUUCAUUAAAGAUAAAUCGAAACGAUUAAAGUUUGCAAUAAAAACAGUUCGAAACGUUUGGAUUGAUGCAUCUCUCAAUUAAAGCAUCGUUUUGUAGCCAUUAUUGCAUUUAUGAAAUUAUUAUUUUUUGCAAUUUAAACAUUGCAGAGAAAAUUCACUACUAAUUCAACAUCAGCACAGUUAAUUUCUCCAAUUGAGCAAUUUACGUAAUCAUGCAUUAUUUCGCGCGAUUUAUUAGAACAAAUAUUAAGUGUUAUUAUCGUUCGAAACUCAUUUUCCUAAUUAGAUAAUUUAAUUGAAACGGUGUUUCUUUCUCUAUAAAAUAUCAAUACUGUCUUGUCCUAUUUUCGAACAUCAUGUGACGAUGUGCACGUACACAUUUAAGCGUAAUCGAAUGAUAUCCGUUUUACUAUGAUAUCCGAAUUGCAUCAGAAUUAUAAUCGUUUCAAUCGCAACAAAUAUCGCGGAGCGUUACGUCCCCAUUGCCGAAAGUUCUUGUAUUUGCUUAACGUUAUUGAUGUCGCGAAACACAGCUGGUCCCAGGUGAACGCCUAAAUCGACAGUGGUAGAAAUUUUCUUCGCCGCGACCUCGAUCGACCGAUAUCCCAAUUUUACGGGCCGUCGAAUCGCGAAAGCCGGAGGCAGGUUCGAGGAUCUUCUUUGGUGCUGGCUAGAUCCUUCGCGUUCUCCAGAAAGACUUAAAUGGAUUCCUAGCGGAAACUUAGACGCGGUAAACGAUUCCUGUUUCGACGACGAAAACUACUCUCUUCAAAAUUUCCGUGCAAUUUUACAAAAUUUCUGUAUUUCUUUGCAAGAUGAGAAACCGGAAAGUUUUUCAAUCGAGUUUAUUAUUCGCGCACAGAAAUCAAAUGUAUCUUUUGACAUGAAAAAUUAUAUUGAGAUUUAUCGAAAAGAAAUAUAUAUAUACGAAUUCAUGUAGCAUAAAUUUGGAGUUAACGUUAAUUGAAAAAAAAGGGAUUUAAUAUAAAUUUUUUGUAAACUUUAUGUUAUCUAAAAGAAAACUGUGGUAUGAAGAAUAAGAAACUAAAAAAUUUAUCUGCAGUAGUAUUUUGAUAGUGCAGGUCGAUAUUUCAAUUUCACAGUCUGUCGAAUACCAAAAUUCGGAGACAUGCAAGAUUUCAACUAGGGAAUGUUCUCGAGAUCCUGCUUGGAUCCCACAAAUUUGCGUCUCGUCGUGAAAUCCUUUACUGGAUUUCCCAAGGAAACUUUAUCUCUCUCCAUGCGUUGUUGAAUCUUAUUUUUACGGAUGUAAGCAAAGCUCAAAACAAUGCAUCCUGGAAUAUUUACGAUCCUUGGCUAUUUUCGUUGUUUGCCAUUAAUUAAAUAUGAACUCAUGUAAAAUUCAUAUCUCAAACACGAGGGAGAUUUGAUAUCUCAACAUAUUCUAAUUCUCCUAAAUUCUUCGAUUUUCUAUGUUUCUCAAUUUCAUGUAAAAAAUAAAGGAGAGAUGCAUAGCUGAAAAAUACGCGUCUUUAUUAUAAAAUAAUCUUCGUCAGGAAGAGUGAAACCUUAGCCAUCCAAGUAGACACUGCCACGAUAAUUAUUUAAUAUGUCGAAAAGUAUAUUUUAUAAGAUCCUUAAGAUGAUUUUAACGAGUCCGUGUUCAAGUUUUUAUCAAAAUCAAAUCACAUAUUCAUAGAAACAUAUUAUAAUUACAACUAAAAAAAAAUAUUACAAUAGAUCCCAAAGUCCCUAGGUCUAAAAGUUACGUAUGUUAAAAUCAAUCUAUGAGAGGAACACAAGAAAAUAAAUUCAAAGCUAUUUUUUAUUCCUAAGUCGCGCGAAUUUACAUAUGCCCGCACACGUCGUUCGGGUUAACGCAGUCGUAUACAUUCCUUCUGUUCGCCGAACUAUAAGUGUGUCAGCGAAUCCGAUAAAAUCGUGGAUCGAAGAGCAAAGCGGAAUCUCUUUGUCCGGGCACGAUCGAUAUUUCGAUUUUAUGGAACGACGAGCAACCGAGAGCCCACGAAAAGCUAUCGUACUCGAAACGCGUUCUCUACUUCGCACGUUUUACCGAUUUCUUUCGUUACUCGUUACACACGAAUUCCGCAUAGCGGUAGAAAAGAAACUACGACUUCAAAAAGUUGUAAAAAAAACGUACGUUUUUACAUACGUUUUUUUUUUGCAGCUUCGCGUUGUAUUCUCGCGUAAUUUCAGUCACGAUUGAUUAGGCGAGUUAUCGAAUACGUGUCCAUAGAUCAAAUAGCGAAAUUUUCAACACGAACACCCUGCGGACGCCACGCGCGAUGUGGCGAUAGUCACACACGUACACGCUCACUUACACAAGUAUACGUAGCACACACAAAACGUACGCUGCCGGUCUACGAGAGCGUUAGAUAGGAAAUAAAGGGCCCCUCUAGCGAUACGGAGUUUAACAUGUAAAUCGAUAAAGUAUUAAUUUAAUUAAUACAAGUGUUAAUCCCUCUGUAAUUAUAGAAGAGCGCCUUCGCGAGCCACGAUCGAAUCUCGUUAGUACGUGUAGCGUAUUCAAAAGGUAUUCAUUCGAUGUAAUCGUGGAUCGCGAAGGUCCGCCGGCACCUGAAGGAGGGAAGGGAGGUUCACGAGAUUACGUUCGAGUUGGAUUAAACUUUCCUGAGCACUCGAGAUCCCCAAUUAUCCUCCAUUGCGUUAAGAAUUGUCAGUUUUCCGAAGGAGCUGGGCGACUUUCCUAAUAAAAUGAAUUAACGUCUCUAUCUACUUUCUUCCGGAUAGUAAAAAUUACAUCAAUUCACAGUAAUUUGUUCUGCGAUAAGUUCAGAUCGAUCGAAUGGUUUCGGCCAACCAUGUAGAAUUAUCGAGUUCACAAGAAAGACGGGACUGUAUAAAAUCUGUCAAAAAUUGGACAAGCAAUAGUAUAGUCAACAGAAUCCAACGCGAACGGAUCCACCUUCUGCUCGUCGCAUUUCGUAUUUUCAAGCUCACGGAUGCACUAUUGCGAUUUGUGGUAACUCAAAUAAAAAUUAUGCUAGGGACACUGUAGCGGUAAACGUCAUCACGAUGAAAGAUUAAAGUAAUACUUCUUAAGAAACUCACAUGCACAAGAUGUCCCGUCGCUCUUCUAUUGCUGUCAAAUCUUUUAUUAAAUUUAGGGUAUGUUCUUUCUCAGUAAAAAUUAAAAAGUUUCAUUUUAUAUCACAAAUCGAUUUCAGUUAAAUCAAAUAGAUUUUCUCUUACCAUGAGACUUCAUUAAUAAUUAUUAAAAUUAAUUUGAAUUAAUAUUAAUAAUUGCUUUUAAUUAAUGCUAAUCUAAUACUAAUUAUAGAGUAUUGGACAUUUAAUACUGACAAUUAAAAGAUACUGCGAAAUGUCUCAUUUUUUAUUAAAAAAUAAUAUAGGUAGAGGUAGAUGAAUAGAUCGAGAAAUUCAUAUGACGCAGAAUGUACUCCAUUAAGAGAGGAAGAUAGCAACGGGACAUCUCGCAUAUACGUACGUAUAUACAUAAAAGAAGCGAUCUCGCGAUGCGGAGUACUCAAUUAAUUAUUUCGAUUAAGUGCAGUCAGCGAUUAGCAUAAUUGACCAUACACCAUGGCGUGAACGUGGAAAGCGAGAACGAGUUACUCUUCGUGCAAUGUAAGUAUAGAUAAUGUAAGGAGCCCCAGGAGAGAGAGAAAAUCUCUCCGACCGCGUGUGUAAACAUGCGGGCACUAUGCGUGCGGCGUAUAUGCACGCCGACGCGACGUGCCUGCAAGGCGGUUGGAGCUUUAAAGUGCAAUGCACAGAAUCGCGUGGACGUUUAUGUACGUUUAUGUAAGUAAUAUAUUAAUUGUAAGAUAAAUAUAUUGAGAAAGAAAAACGAGAGAUUCAAAGAUUAUAUAUAUAUAAAUAUAAAAAAAUAUAGAUAUACAUAUAUAUAUAUAUAUUAUUAUAUAUUGCAAUAAUUGCCACUGUAAGUUGUCGGAGUGUUUCACGCGUACAUAUAUAAAUAUAUUAUAUAUAUAUCAUUGGAUAUAUUUUAUAGGUUAGACCAUACGUUUUUGCUAAACUGGCGAAUCGAACGACGAAGUUAUUACGACAGCAUACAACUUAUCGAUUAUCUCACGAUUAUCGGGAGGACAUUUAAUUUUCUAUAGCUUUUCCUCGGCACAUCCAUCUAUUACUGUGUUUACUGUGAUAUGUGUUAUUUGUCGACGUUCAUACGAUUUAUAUCCGCAUACGUUUCUCCGGUAAAUUACGGAUUCAUUCGCUCGUCUGUAUAGAUUCACCUAGAUUUAUGUCACGUCGAAAUAGCUGUGAUUUACUGAUUGAUUUGUGAACCUUAUUCUCUUAGGGAGAUUACUACGAUAUAGCGUACUAAAUAAAUUGGACGAAUUAAACAUAACUUCGAAUAUCAUAAACGUACCAAUUUUAUAUUUCUUGUUCCUCAUCCAAGACUUCGCUCAAAUUCGCACUACAACUCCUUCGAGAUUAGAAACACAAUUCUAUUUUUAACUUUUCAACGUGGUUAUAAAUACAAAAUGUAAAUUCUCAGUCCUGCUUUGUUACUUUUAUGUUCUGGGUCGCAGAAACUUGAGAAUAACAACGGAACAUACGCAAAAAAUUAAUCGCACAAAUACUUAAUAAAAAUUUAGACGUG